Oryzias melastigma (Indian medaka) is the source of this 4285-nucleotide messenger RNA. RefSeq names its product ribosomal protein S6 kinase, polypeptide 2 (gene rps6ka2). Gene Ontology annotation, molecular function: ATP binding; magnesium ion binding; ribosomal protein S6 kinase activity. NCBI's taxonomy places the organism in Eukaryota, Metazoa, Chordata, Actinopteri, Beloniformes, Adrianichthyidae. The record is from RefSeq and is a predicted model, not a curated record. Bases 559 to 2811 code for a protein of 750 amino acids. Gene Ontology annotation, biological process: intracellular signal transduction; protein phosphorylation. The transcript has 22 exons.
GGGGAGGCGGCUGCUGGUUCACAUGUGUGACCUCACCAGCUGUUGCUGCAUGCUGUUGGGAGGCACGGGGAGGGCGGGGUGGAGAGCGCGCACACACAAGUGUGACGGGUGACAAUCUGUUGUUCUGCAGGGAGAUGAGGGCAUGCAUGCACAUGCAUCAAGGGAUGGACAUGAGCACGCACACGCCGCGCCGUGAGGCGCCAGCGCGCGCGCACCUCUCCUGAUUCAGCGGAACGGAUCUCUUCGUCAGCUUUACGCACAGAACCCGCCGCUGCUGCUGCUGCUGCUGCUUCUGCUGCAACACCCCGCCGUGAGGCUGCGUGGCUCUGCAGCCCUGCUCCAACUCUGUCUGGCUGCAGCCUGAGGAGGGGGCCGGAGGUGGUGGGGGUGGGACAGGUGGAGAGACGAGCGGCGCAGGAGGACGAUGGGUGAAUUUUGAAACCAAGGAGGAGGAGGAUGAAGCAGCAGCGGAGAAACUAAAGACGCGACAAACCCUGACCUCCCCUGUCAAGGGAAUGCUCGUUAUUAUGGGAUAGCUCCAAAAGACUCCUCGUUGUUAUGGAUACCAGCACGAGAAAAUUCACAGUGCGGAGAUGGCUCUCUAUUUAUCUGAAGAGCAAAGCGGCCCGCAGCAAGAACAGCGCCGGCUUCUGCCAGCUGGAGGACGAGAGUUUACUCAAGGAGAUCGACAUCAGCCACCAUGUGAAGGAAGGUUGUGAAAAAGCAGAUCCUUCUCAGUUCCAGCUUCUGAAGGUGCUGGGACAAGGCUCCUAUGGAAAGGUCUUCCUGGUUAGAAAGAUCAGAGGGGCAGACAGAGGACAGCUAUACGCCAUGAAGGUGUUAAAGAAAGCCACACUCAAAGUUCGGGAUCGUGUGAGAUCUAAGAUGGAAAGAGACAUUCUCGCUGAAGUGAACCAUCCGUUUAUUGUUAAACUCCACUAUGCCUUUCAAACAGAAGGAAAGCUUUAUCUGAUCCUGGACUUUCUCAGAGGUGGAGAUCUUUUCACUCGUCUGUCCAAAGAAGUCAUGUUUACAGAAGAGGAUGUAAAGUUUUACCUUGCAGAGUUGGCUCUAGCUUUGGACCAUCUGCACAGUCUGGGGAUCAUCUACCGGGACCUCAAACCAGAAAACAUUCUUCUGGAUGAAGAAGGACACAUUAAGAUAACAGACUUUGGACUUAGCAAGGAAGCUAUAGAUCACGAUAAAAGAGCUUAUUCGUUUUGUGGUACGAUCGAGUACAUGGCUCCUGAAGUGGUGAACAGACGAGGGCACACCCAAAGUGCUGACUGGUGGUCAUUUGGGGUCCUCAUGUUUGAAAUGUUGACAGGAUCUUUGCCGUUCCAAGGAAAAGACAGAAAAGAAACAAUGGCACUCAUUUUAAAGGCAAAGCUGGGAAUGCCGCAGUUCCUCAGUCCUGAGGUCCAGAGUUUAUUAAGAGCACUUUUUAAGAGGAACCCCACCAACCGACUCGGUGCCGGACCAGAUGGAAUUGAAGAAAUAAAAAGACAUCGUUUUUUUGCGUCAAUAGACUGGAAAAAGUUGUACAGGAAAGAAGUGCGGCCUCCAUUCAAGCCAAGUGUAGGAAGACCUGAAGACACUUUUCAUUUUGACCCAGAGUUCACUUCGAGAACUCCAACAGAUUCUCCUGGCAUUCCUCCCAGCGCAAACACACACCAGCUGUUUCGUGGCUUCAGUUUUGUCGCCACUAAUCAAAGUCAGGAGGCCACCGUUGCCCCGGUAACACCGACUUGUCAGGGGGGAAACAUUAACCCUAUUUCACUGCGCGUGCACGGGGACUAUGCCUUCAAAGAUGUUUACGAGUUGAAGGAAGAAGCCGAACCGAUGGGAACUUGUGUCCGCAGAAGAUGUCUACACAGAAUUACUGCUGUGGAGUAUUCAGUAAAGAUUAUUGACAAAACGAGGCGAGAUCCAUCAGAAGAGAUUGAAAUUCUUUUGCGAUAUGGCCAGCAUCAGAAUAUUAUUACUCUGAGAGAAAUGUUUGAUGACGGCCACACUGUUUAUUUAGUCCAGGAUUUACUGAGAGGAGAGCAGCUGCUGGACAGAGUUCUGACUCUGCCCAACUUCACAGAAAAAGAUGCCUCGGACAUCAUCUGCACACUGGCCAAAACUGUGGAGUACUUACACUCACAAGGGGUUGUUCAUCGAGACCUAAAACCCAGUAACGUUCGCUACGCUGAUGACAGCGGCCUCCCAGAAAGCAUCAGGAUAUGUGAUUUUGGUUUUGCAAGACAACUUCGAGCUGAAAACGGCUUGUUGAUGACACCGUGUUACACAGCCACAUUUAUGGCGCCUGAAGUAUGUCUGAAUGUUCUGAGGAAGCAGGGGUAUGAUGCUGCCUGUGAUAUCUGGAGCUUGGGGAUCCUGCUCUACACCAUGAUAGCUGGUUUCAGCCCGUUUGCCAGCAGUCCUGAUGACACAGCAGAUGAGAUUCUGGCAAAGAUCGGCAGUGGGAGAGUCACCAUCACAGAAGGGAACUGGGAUUUUGUGUCAGAUGCUGCUAAGGACAUAGUGAUAAAGAUGCUUCAUGUGGAUCCUCACCAGCGUUUAACAGCCCCACAGGUUCUUCGUCACCCCUGGGUUGUAGAGAGAAACCAGCUAACUGACAGAGCUCUUACCAGACAGGAUGCGGUUAAUGUCAAGGGGGCUCUGUCUGCCACCUACUCGGCUCUGAGUCGCUGUGCUCCUGCUCCAGUGCUGGAACCUGUGCAGUCUUCCAGCUUAGCGCAGAGGAGGGGAAUGAAGAAACUCGGGAGUCUAAACUCCUCAUCAGACCCUAAGGAGAAGCAAUAAUUAAAAAAAUAUAUAUAUGUUUGAAAAUCUUAAUUUCAACAACAUCAAUACCAUAAAAUUAAAGGGAAAAGCUCUUAAAAAGCACAAGUCACUAUCAAAAAUCAUCUAAUGAACAAUAGAAACAGAACUGACCUCCGUUAAACAUUUGAAUUGACUCUGGUUUGACUUCCAAGAGAGUUUAACCAAACUGAAUCAGAGAGGCUGAAAGCAAUCAGAUUCUCAGUGUUUUUCCUCACUGGUGGUUGCAGGUUUCAAGUACUUCUUGCUGUUUUAAAAUCAUCUUCUCUCAAUAUGACUUUUGCCCCCUCUGCAACUGCUUUUCAAGAACAUGAUGUUUGCAUAUCUUUGCAAAUGGGAGGGCUUUGUGCAAUACACUCUGUGGAACGUACACAGAUGAAUUUCUCCUGCCUUGAGUUGUACAGUAGAGUUGUAGCUACAAUAAUUACAAGUAGGAGAAAAAAAGAUUCAGUGCCACAAAAAACAUCCACAUGAAACAGCUUACAACAUUUAGUUCAGCAAAAUCAAAGUUUAGCAAUAGUUAGAUAAAUUUAUGUAAUGUACAUACAUAAAUGCACAUUUUUCUUGGCAAACUGUUCUGUUUUUCCGUCCGUCAGAUUUUAGACUAUUCCGUGAACUUAAGCGUGUACACAGAAACGUCCUACCAAAGGGAUCCGCUCCAAAAUUCAUCUCCGCUGCUGAUUUUUAUCUGCUUUAUAUAAAAAGUCUUCAAAAUGUGAAAUUUAGCAAUAUGGAAUGAACCACUGCUGCAACCUUCAGAUCCGAUCUAACCAUGUGUCCAUUCUACAACAAUAGUAGCAUUUUCUAACGUAUUUUCAGUGUAAAACUGAUCAGAAUACAAGAAAUAUGUUGAUCUGUAAAUAUCACAAGUCAAAACCCAUCUGUUUACAUUCUGGAUUCAUAAAAAUAGCUUUAAACAUCAAUUUGGUGACAUUUAGUGAGGCAUUUCCUUGCUAUUGGUGGCUGAAUUGCAUUUAUUUGCACUGAGAACAGCUAAAAUAUGUUUUCAGAUGCAGACAUGAGUAGCAUUUCAGAGUAGUUUUUAUUUUGUACAGCUUACCAGAGAGAAAAGAAAUGACAAUGCUCUAUUUUUUAAAACAAAGCGAGGUUGUCUGUUAUUGUAUGCAGUGAUAACAUGGGGGAACAGCAAUACUUUAUGUUGUGUAAAUGUAUUCCCUGUUGCAGAGAUUCUAUGUGUCAUGUGUUGUUUUGCAUCGCUUCACCGUAUGUAAACCUGGUGCAGUUUUGAGCUGUGCUGACAGACGAGGUUGUGCAUUCUCUCUCAUGUAGCUUCAGUUGAACGUGUACAUAGAAUUUCAAAUGUCUAAAUGUACAUUUUGUCAACCUGAAAAUGUCUAAUGAGACUGUACAUAGUAAAAUAUGUCAACUGGAAUCGUUGCUUUAAAUGCAUAUCUUCACUUGGCCAAACAUUAAAAUGACAGAUUUACAAAUAAAA